ACAAGCUGUUGAAGGCUGAUGGUACGUUGGCCAAAUGCCCAGAUUUGAAAGCACCAUCCAAAUUGGCAAGCUGCAAGACCUUAUCCACCGCAGUAAAAUGGCCAGAUGUAGAGGACGGUUUGUCUGCCCCGUUAUCCUCUACAAGGGAAAGCAUAUAUGCCGAUCAGCCACACUGGCAGGAUGGGGAGAGCUUUAUGGGCGCACAGGAUACAACUACAUUUUCUCAGGUGGUUCAGAUGAUGCCUGGGCAGAUACAGAAGACUUGUCGGAAGAGGACUCUGCUUUCAGAAAUGCAGACUCACAACUCUUUGACAAAGUCCGAGGUCACGACAUCAAGCUCUUGCGGUAUCUGUCGGUUGCAUACAUCUGUGACUUGAUGGUGGAGAACAAAAAAGUAAAGUUUGGCCUGAAUGUGACUUCUUCUGAGAAAGUGGAUAAAGCCCAGCGCUAUGCUGACUUCACUCUCCUUUCUAUCCCGUACCCAGGCUGCGAAUUUUUCAAGGAGUACAAAGAGCGCGAUUACACAGCAGAAGGACUGGUUUUUAACUGGAAGCAGGAUUAUGUAGAUGCUCCCCUAAGUAUCCCAGUCUCUCUUACCCAGCCAUUGAACAUCGACUGGAGUGAAUAUCAGAACUGGGACCUUGUACAGCAGACACAGAACUAUCUGAAGCUUCUGAUCUCCAUUAUCAAUAGUGAUGAUGAUGGUGGGCUCCUGGUUCACUGUAUAUCCGGAUGGGACAGGACGCCACUUUUCAUCUCUCUUCUGCGGCUCUCCCUGUGGGCUGAUGGGCUGAUCCACACAUCCCUGGAACCUGCAGAGAUUCUUUACCUGACAGUGGCUUAUGAUUGGUUCCUCUUUGGGCACAUGUUAACGGAUCGGCUCAGCAAAGGAGAGGAAAUUUUCUUUUUCUGCUUCGAUUUUCUGAAGCACAUAACCUCUGAGGAGUUCUCUGCCGCUAAGCAGCUGAGAAGGAAGAGUCUGCCACCUGGAUUCACUCUGGAAGAAAUCUGUAUGCUAAAACAGAGGGACCGGGGCAGCACUACCAGUCUGAGCAGUGACUUUUCUCUUGUAAUGGAGAGUUCACCUGGAGCUGCAGGAAGUUUCACUUACGAAGCCGUGGAAUUGAUGCUAACAGGACCUCAGACCCAAGCUUCUUGGAGGAAAAACUGUGCAUCGUCCCCUCAGGCAGUCCUGUGGAAUCGGACACAGCAACCUGAAGACAGGCUGCCAGUCCAGGGCACGCUUGACGCGAGGUCCUCCAGCUCCUCUUCUUCCAAUCAUUCAGAGAACUUCUCAAGGCUAGGCAGCAGCCCGCUAGAAGUCCCUAAAACCAGAUCAGCUGACCUUUCUCUUCCCGGAUCCUCCAUCUCUACCGACUUUGGCAGCUGGCAGCUGGUAACAGGGAGUGGCAGUAUACAGGAGCAGACUGACUCCUCCUCUCUUUCCAGCUUCCCGGAUGAGCUCCCUAACAGUUCCUUGGAGUUCCAUCAGCUAAUCAAGCAGUCGCGAUGGGGAAGCUGGAAGAUGAAUUUCUCACUCUCUCCUGACUCCUACAUUUGCAAAGCUGGCAGGAUAAAUAGCAAGCCCAGUUGGCUGCCUUUCUGGUUGGACUUCUGUUUUUGUUUUUAAUCCGAGCCUACCACCGUAUCCCCUUGCUGCUCUUUCCGGACUGGAAGCUGCUGGCGGUGGGUGGUUUUCUACUGCUUCCAUUCAAAUUAACAGUGCCGGUUUCUAGCCUGUGAAACCCUGGGGAGAUGAAAGUGAAUUUUUGAUGGGCAGGUUUGUGCCAUGCCCUUGGGAUGACCUCUUUGGAGGAAGACCUGAUUCUCUUUGAGAGAAAUAAGGAAGAGGUGUAUCUUCAAGCACAGUAAAGAUGUCUUUUUUUCGUAAGACAUUCAGAGCAGAUGCCUUUGAACUAUAAUCUCCCUUUGCGCUUCUCUCAUCU
This is a messenger RNA of Python bivittatus (Burmese python), 1946 nucleotides long. The record is from RefSeq and is a predicted model, not a curated record. Lineage: Eukaryota; Metazoa; Chordata; Lepidosauria; Squamata; Pythonidae.